Molecule: messenger RNA, 711 nt
Organism: Haemonchus placei
Lineage: Eukaryota; Metazoa; Nematoda; Chromadorea; Rhabditida; Trichostrongylidae
Source: the annotation of a GenBank genome assembly
AUGUAUGGUUUCCGAUUUGUUAAAGAAGAACUGGUACAGCUGAUUAAAUUAUUUUAUCUUAUUCUUGUUAGAAAAGAUCAAUGGGAAGACAUAAUCACCUUCUCAGCCUUGGCUCUCGAGGACUUAAUGAACAAAUCUUACCUUGACCACAAGGACCUGGUCUUAGAUUGGGAGCCAGUAUACCAACUUUAUUAUGGUGCAAAUUACGGCAAACUUGAAGAAGUUGACGGAAAAAAUAUGCGCAAUGCUGUUGUUCGAUUGAAGCGCUUCUACAGACCUUCUGAAUCACCAAAAAUAUGGAAUAAGAUACAAACCCAUCUUUCGCCUGUGUAUUCUACAAAAGAGUUUUGUGAUCUAGCGUUAAUGUUUCUGCCAGUCAAAAUGAGUACUGAGGAACAUAAAAAGUAUGGCGCUGGUCUGUGGUUUGACACGAUGUGGAAAAUGUACGAAGUAGUAGAAAUGGGAGAUAAGUGGGGUUCAGAACUACCCGGUCUAUUUGCAUCGCUUGCUUACAACAAUCCAGACCUCAUUGACUGGUCACCUUUCUACGACACUAUUUUCACGCGGUGCAUACGAUCUAUGGGAUUGAGCAUUCGCGAAGGCAAAAAUCCGGACUCCGGAACGUUCUUGGACAUGAUUACAGGUUUUCCAUUCAAGCCGCAGUCUGAUGCACACUUUGCCUAUCAUAAAAUCGACUGUUUGCUUCGUUAG